UUGUGGGUGGGAUGCGGAAAGAUGUUGUGGCGACAGCUGUCUUCACGGUCGUAAAAAAAGCAAGCAACAGCAACAGCAACCAGCAACAGAUUCGUGAUUGACGUGAUUAGGACCAGGAGCAUAGCAUAGUACUAGUACAGUACAAUCCUUUGAAAUAAUGGCUAAAUCUUACGAUUAUCUUUUUAAACUGUUGUUAAUAGGUGAUUCUGGUGUUGGUAAAACUUGUGUAUUAUUUCGAUUCUCAGAAGAUGCCUUCAACACAACUUUUAUUUCUACAAUUGGCAUAGACUUUAAAAUAAGGACAAUAGAACUAGAUCAGAAGAAAAUUAAACUACAAAUAUGGGAUACAGCUGGCCAAGAGAGGUUCAGAACCAUCACAACUGCCUACUACAGAGGGGCAAUGGGCAUAAUGCUGGUGUAUGACAUAACUAACGAGAAGAGCUUUGAAAAUAUCAAGAACUGGAUACGAAACAUUGAAGAGAAUGCUUCUGCAGAUGUCGAGAAAAUGCUCUUGGGAAACAAAUGUGAACUGAAUGAGAAAAGACAGGUUUCUAAGGAAAGAGGCGAGGCACUAGCAAUAGAAUAUGGAAUCAAAUUCAUGGAGACAAGUGCUAAGGCUUCAAUCAAUGUUGAAGAGGCAUUUUACACAUUAGCUCGAGACAUCAAAACAAAAACUGAGAAAAAACUGGAGGCCAGCAACCCACCCAAGGGAGGACACCAGCUGAAGCAGUCCGAGCCUCACCGCAAGCCAACCAACUGGCUGUCUCGCUGCUCUCUGCUCUGACACCUCAGCAAGUGUCACAAGACAAUUAACUGAACAUAUUUGUAUGAUUUUUUUAAAUAAAGAUCUGAAAAUAUGUAUAUAAAUAUAGUAUGUCGCACACAGAUAUUUGACAUAAUAUCUUUCUUCAAUUUUUCAAAUCAAGAACGUUGAAAAACUUUUGUUUGAAAAAGAUAUGCCAUGUUUAUUAAAUACUGUUUUGUAUGUAUUAUUUAAUUAAUUUUAUAAUAUAUUUUGUGUCGAACUAAGGUAUAUUGUAUGUGAUAAAAGCUCUAUAUUUAUUUUUUUAAGUUGUAUUUUUAUUCUAUUUUUAAUAUUACAUUUAUUUAAUAUUUGUCUGGUGUUAUUGUUCGUUUUUAGAAGGAAAACCCCGAUAGAUUUAAUUGGAAAAAUGAAUAACUGUUUUGUUGAUGCUGCAAGGAGUUGGAGGACCCUCCAGUGUGGGCCAAUGUUAAGUGCCUGUACUUACAAAUCAGAGUCAGGUUUAUAACUUGCACUUCUUGAUCUCAAGGCAGCAAAUCUCAGCACAAUACUGAAAUAAUGGUGUUGUAUUUUAUUGACCAGUGUAGUGGUAUAGAAAAGCCAGCUUUUGUAACAUAACGCAAGGUUCAAAAGGGGUUAUUUUCAUCCUCAUUACAGGCAUUAGGAUAAAUUUUAUAUUGUAAAAUUGGAUAUAAAAUGUUGUUAUAAUAAACCAGCUGUAUUUUCUGUUA
Messenger RNA from Macrosteles quadrilineatus (aster leafhopper), 1494 nucleotides. It is a transcript of the gene Rab8, whose product is annotated as ras-related protein Rab-8A. Gene Ontology annotation, cellular component: plasma membrane; synaptic vesicle; trans-Golgi network transport vesicle. The coding region runs from base 158 to 784 and encodes 208 amino acids. Gene Ontology annotation, molecular function: GTP binding; GTPase activity. Lineage: Eukaryota; Metazoa; Arthropoda; Insecta; Hemiptera; Cicadellidae. Gene Ontology annotation, biological process: cellular response to insulin stimulus; Golgi vesicle fusion to target membrane; protein secretion. The record is from RefSeq and is a predicted model, not a curated record. The transcript is spliced from 5 exons.